Drosophila melanogaster (fruit fly) is the source of this 868-nucleotide messenger RNA. RefSeq lists its product as uncharacterized. The record is from RefSeq and is marked reviewed. Lineage: Eukaryota; Metazoa; Arthropoda; Insecta; Diptera; Drosophilidae. The transcript has a single exon. The coding region runs from base 170 to 673 and encodes 167 amino acids.
GAUUAUCAGUUAUAUUUUAGAUCCCAAACAGUAAACACCGUUCAGCGGAGCAAAAUUUUGUACAACUUUUAUUUGGUCAAAAAAAAAAAAAUCGAAAGAAAAACUGUUUCUUUUUCACCACUUUCCCAAAUUAUUUGUAUUUAGGAUUUACUCAACCGCAACUCACAAUAUGUCGAAUUCGUUUUCGUACUGGAAUGGCCAGCCGUUGAAUGCUCCCGUUUAUCCGCAGAUGGGUGACUUCAUGCAGCACUCUGCCGCUGGAGCAGCCGCUCCACCACCACUAUCAGCAACAGCAGCAGCACCAGGAUUAGGAUCAGCCGGCGGACUAGGAGGUUGGCCUAGCCAGGGCGCAGCUCAGGCACACUCCAUGCUACCAUACGCCGGAGGAGCCGGUGGCAUGCCGGCUGCCAUGCCGGGUGCCAUGCCGGGCGUCAUGCCGGGUGCCAUGUCGGGUGCCAUGCCGGGUGCCAUGCCGGGUGCCAUGUCGUGUGGCAUGCCCAUUACAGGAGCCCAGCAUAUAGUGCCGCCACCCGUGGACCGUUCAAUAUAUGGAGACAUACCCGGACGAAAUGAACCGUGCAUCGACAAUGGCGAAGCCUUCUGCGCCUACAACGGCAUGGACAUGAGCAUGAACUACGGCGGAGGCAGUGCAUCCAAGGGUGGCUUCUGGUAGGAUCGAUGCCACGAACAAUGACAGCACGAGCAUCUUCACCGAACGACUAAAGUGAAUCGCAUAUGGGCCAUAUACAUACACAAUUAGUUUUCGAACCAAACGUCCGUUUUGUGCAGCUCAAACGACUCGUACUUGGCGAAAAUGUAUAAAAUAAAUGUCAUAAAUCCAUAAGAUAUGAAAAUAAUCAGUUGGCAC